UGGUGCAAGCGUCUCCUUAUAAAAGUGCCUCUUCAUUUGUUUUGCUUGAUCAGGAACUGCCGAAGAGUAGAGUAGAAAUGUUCGAUAAGAGCAACAGAAAAUAAAUAAAAGGUUUUGGUGCUGGGAAAUGUGAGGAGACAGGAUACCUGGUUCGUGCGUAAUAUGGAUACUUCUACGACUCUUUAAAGUGUUGUUGUCACUGCUGCUCCAAUUGUUGUACCACUGAAGAAGAGAACACCGAAAGCUGUGGACAAAUAGCUCAGCAAGAUUAAAAGCCUGACACUUACACUUUUACUGGGGUCGUUUUAAGUGCCCGCACCACCUCUUGCAACACAGGUCCCUCCAUCCCUGCAGUCAAAGAUGACGGAGAGGGCGCCAUGGUGGAAAGCAUUCUUGCCAAAGAUAAGGAGUGGUUCCUCCAUUGGUCCAGACUUUGAUCCUUUUGCACGACCAAAGAACCCCCCUGCACCUUCCAAGACCUCUCAGCAGGAGUCCAACAAAAGCUCCAGCUUUCUCAGCAAUGAGACCUUCGAUGACUCCCAGAUGGACUCGGUGUUCAAUGAGCAGACUUGUCGCAGGAACAUGAAGAUAUCACGCUCAGGUCGAUUCAAAGAAAAGAAGAAGAUCCGUUCAACUCUUCCAGAAGAGGCGAAAGAGAGAGUGAAUGUGGCAUCAGGGAGAGAGGACAGACGGUGACGGGAGGAAGGACGGAAGGAAGGAAAAGGAGGCAGAUCAACGACUGCUUCACAGAGAUGCUUGAAAAGAAGGAGAAGGAAAGAUCGAGGUCUAUGAAGAUGUUUCACUCUCACAAGGCAUCCCAGGAAGUUUGCCGAAUUUGGUUUUUGUAUGAUGGUGAUGAUGAAGCUGAUGAGCAUUCAAGUUUUAGCUUGAUACUGAAAGAAUAUGACAGAAAUGAUUUUUGGACAUUUUGUUCAUGGACUUUGCCAGAAAAGCAACAAAACAAAGCAGCAACAAAAUCAGUGUAGCAACUGGCAAAUGGAUUACAUUGUUUUUGUCAGCAAAACAGUGCUCAUGAGCCCAGUGUGAUUAUUAUCCUAUACUAUCCCCUUAAAACACACGACCCUCGAAUGCCAUUUUCUUUCAGUGCUUAACGUGUGUGAUAUGCUUCAGAGAGAUACUGCUCAUAAGAUGUUUACAUUUUUUGUGUGUAAUAAGGAUAAUAUAUAAUAAUAAUAAUAUUAUUAUUAUUAUUAUUAUUAUUAUUAAUAAUAAUAAUAUAGGCCUAAUAAUGAAGGAUAAGUGACAAAAAUUUUACAAUGCAUUUUACAAGGGUUAGUAGGGUGUUUAUGAAGGUGUAAAUGCUUCAAUUAUGUGCGUGAACAAAAGAGAAAUUGUUUGUGAGCAGUCGUCAGUCAGCUAUACAAUACAAGCCAGCAAAAUGUAUAAAAUAUUUUAAUGAAGGAUUAAAAUUGGCACAGUGCAUAAAGCCUUAAGCAAAGCUACUGCUAAUGAAAUGAGUAGUUAAUGCAUUAAUGUCCAGCUGAAUGAGAUGUGGACAAGGAAGU
Archocentrus centrarchus (flier cichlid) is the source of this 1526-nucleotide messenger RNA. Its product is annotated as proline-rich protein 15-like. The transcript is spliced from 2 exons. The coding region runs from base 361 to 696 and encodes 111 amino acids. The record is from RefSeq and is a predicted model, not a curated record. NCBI's taxonomy places the organism in Eukaryota, Metazoa, Chordata, Actinopteri, Cichliformes, Cichlidae.